Molecule: messenger RNA, 797 nt
Organism: Hermetia illucens (black soldier fly)
Lineage: Eukaryota; Metazoa; Arthropoda; Insecta; Diptera; Stratiomyidae
Product: glutathione S-transferase 1-like
Exons: 2
Coding region: 86-751 (221 amino acids)
Biological process (GO): glutathione metabolic process
Molecular function (GO): glutathione transferase activity
Source: RefSeq, a predicted model, not a curated record
AAUAUUAGAAUUCAGUAGCAUAUCUGGUUUCGAAGAGUUAAUUACCUCAAACUUAUUCCACUAAGAGUAGUGUCAUUGCCUAGAAAUGGGAAAACCGAUUUUAUAUGGCUACGAUAUAAGCCCUCCUGUUCGAGCGGUAUUACUGACUGCUAAUGCAAUUGGAUUAGAUUUCGAAUAUCGUGAAGUGAAUAUUAUGGCCGGUGCACAUUUAUCCGAGGAAUAUUUGAAGAAGAACCCCCAGCACACGAUUCCUAUGUUGGAGGAUGAUGGCAAGUGUAUAUGGGACAGUCAUGCGAUCGCUGUGUAUCUGAUUGAAAAAUAUGGAGACGAUAAAUUCCUUUACCCUAAAGAUUUAUACAAGCGGGCUAUUAUCGAUCAAAGAUUGCAUUUCGAUUCGGGGGUGCUAUUUCCAACAUUUCGGCGAAUUGUGGACUCCUUGAGAACAAAAGGGACCAUAGAAGAAGAAGACAGAAAAAGAUUGUUGGAUGCAUUUGAAUUUUUAGAGAAAUUUUUAUCGAAAGAUUUAUAUUUGGGUGGAAACUGUUUAACAGUCGCCGACUUAUGCUGUGUGGCCACCGUUUCUAGCUUAACUAUGAAUAACCCAGUAGAUGCGGCCAAAUUUCCAAAGCUCAAUGAAUGGCUCCAAAGGAUGGCUUUACUACCGUACUAUCAAAAGGCAAACGGAGAGGGACUGGCCAGAGCAGCUGAAUUAUUUAAAAACAUGGCAAGCUCUGCACAAGGCUCUCAAUAGUUUUUCAUAGUGACUUUGUUGGAAAAUAUAUUAUUGUGGAAAAAUU